AGUAAGUUGUUUCGUACGACACACGCAUUGCACGACUAUUUGGCAUAUUAGUUGAAGAGGCGCCGUGCGGCCCUGCAUUACAUCGCUACACGCCGUCGCGUGCGCCUGAGACCCACAAACCUCUUGAAGAAGGAAUACGUGAAUCGUCAAAAUGUCGACUGCCAGCGUUCUUUUCACCGUGGGGACGACCUGGAACGUCUCCAGCGACAAGGUCGACAAAGGGCGUCUCACCAGGAACGGUCAGAAUCUCGCGGCUAUUACGGCGGAGACCGCAAAGGAACUUCGUGAGACGCCCGCCAUCAGGGACCAGACACUGCAGAUGAUGCGGGACUGGAUACAGAAAAACGGCGAUAUCAGAAAUGUACGACAAGACGAUAUUUUCUUGCUACGGUUUCUGCGAGUAAAAAAGUAUAGUAUUCCUGUAGCCCAACAAACUCUGCUGAAGUACCUGAACCUAAGGAAAUUCUACCCUGAAAUUUGUCAAAGACUUGACUGGCACGAGAAAAAACUACACGAUCUUAUUUGUUCUGGGUACGUGGCAAUUUCGCCAGUUCGGGACAGCAAGGGUCGUCGGGUCGUCGUUUACAACAUGAGUAAGUUCAAGCCUAAUGAGAUGACGUGUUGGGACAUGUGCCGGGCUCAUGCGGUGGUGUACGAGAGCCUGCUGGAAGACCCGACAUUCCAGGUCUGCGGAGUCACGCACGUGGGUGACGGCAGCGGAGUCACCAGUGGCCAUGUCACCUCUUGGAAUCCUACAGACUUUGCGAGGAUUAUUAAAUGGGGAGAGCAAUCGCUUCCCAUGAGGCAUAAGGAGUUCCACAUGAUCAACGUUCCGUCUGCAGUAAAAUACAUAAUUGAUUUCGCCGUAAGCAGAACAACUCCGAAAAUGGCGGCCAGACUUCACAUUCAUUCUAACAUAAACGAUCUGCACUUGAACAUAGACCCUUCAUGCCUACCAGUAGAAUUCGGAGGGGACAUUCCCAUGCAAGAUAUGAUUUCUUAUACGAAACAUUUUCUUGAAGAACAAAGGAACACUGUGAUCGCUUUGCAGGAUAUGCAACUUUUAAGUACACGGGGAAUCAUAACGUCUAGAAACACAAGAGACACUAAGGAUGGCGUGUCAACUGAAGGCAGUUUUAGAAAACUCGAAAUAGAUUAAGACACUUUCAUAGAAAACGGAACAAUUUAAGACAAUAUUAUUCCGAAUCCUAUGGAUACUUUCAAAUUGAUACUAAGGCCUUUUGUGUGAUAUUUCAGUAUUUUCUGGUAUUUAUGAAGGUAGUGGUUUUGUGAAAAUCCUGAUUGGUAGAAAUGUAGCAAGUAAGAGGUAGAUUUAUGAGAAA
Messenger RNA from Amyelois transitella, 1343 nucleotides. Its product is annotated as retinaldehyde-binding protein 1. NCBI's taxonomy places the organism in Eukaryota, Metazoa, Arthropoda, Insecta, Lepidoptera, Pyralidae. Gene Ontology annotation, molecular function: phosphatidylinositol bisphosphate binding. The coding region runs from base 152 to 1159 and encodes 335 amino acids. The record is from RefSeq and is a predicted model, not a curated record. Gene Ontology annotation, cellular component: membrane. The transcript has 7 exons.